CUUUACAGAUGCCCGGUGGACAAGUGGAAGGAAUCGUGCCAUCUCAGCACCCGCUACUUUGUAACACCCUGCCCCAGUUUGUGGGCCUGGACUUCCCCCUGGACCAUCUGCUGGAGCAGAUAAGGCCGGACCUGAAAAUCAGGCAGCAGGUGGCUGAGCUGGAAUCCCGCCAGAAGACCUUGGAGAACAUUGUCUCAGUUCUGAGCCGGGAGCUGGCCAGAAAAGAAGUGUCCCCUGACGUCCGAAUUGGAGAAGCUCUGGCCAGGAUCCUCUGCCUGGAGGAGAAAGUAGAACAUCAAGAUUCACUCUUGGCUCUGAAAGAUGUGAUGAUCAGCAGCUUGGUGUCCCGGAUCCAGGCCCUGGAACACACCAGCUACGAUGGGUGUUUCCUCUGGAGGGUCCCCAGGGUGGGGCUUCGAAUGCAGGAAGCUCAAACCGGAAAACGGCCUGCCCUUUAUUCCCCCCCAUUUUAUACCGCCCGCUAUGGCUACAAGCUCUGCCUGAAGCUUUUCCUGAAUGGAGAUGGGGCUGGUGCUGGAACUCACCUUUCGCUCUUCCUGGUUGUGAUGAAGGGAGAAUACGAUUUCCAGCUGAAAUGGCCUUUCCAACAUAAGGUGACCUUCACUUUGUUGGAUCAAGUCAACAACUGUCACAUUUCCACCGUCUUCCGUUCCUUGGAGUCCUCGUGUUCAUUCCAGCGGCCCAUCAACGAAACCAACGUGGCCAGCGGCGUCCCUGAAUUCUACCCCUUGAACUCACUCCACGAACCAGGUGCUGGCUACCUUCAUAAUGACAUGUUAGCCAUUCAGGCUGUGAUUGACACAAAGGCUUAAACUAAUGUGCGACCUUCAUCUCAGAUGUGAAGACCAAACUACCAACCCCAAUGAUGGGAUGCUCCAGAAUGUCUGUCAAAAGAAAGAGGACACCGCUGCACUUAGGCGACAAUUGAGGAAACUCUGUGGAUCUUACUCAACCCCUUCUCUAUUACCCAUACAAUAGCCCAGAGAGGUUGAAGGACUCCCUAAAGUCUGUGUUCCUAAUGUAAAUUUGAAUCCAUUAAUUUAUUUUAAGAUCUGCAUACCACAACCAG
Messenger RNA from Thamnophis sirtalis, 1090 nucleotides. NCBI's taxonomy places the organism in Eukaryota, Metazoa, Chordata, Lepidosauria, Squamata, Natricidae. The record is from RefSeq and is a predicted model, not a curated record.